CAGUUCUUGAUACAGCAGGUGACCCUGAAAGUUCCCUUUUCCAUAGAGUUUGUGUUUGAAUCGGGCAGUGCCCAGGCAGGAGGAAAUCAAGUCCUACCAAGACUGGCAGGCAGUCUACUGACCCAUGCCCUGGAGAGCCAUGCUGAGGCCUUUAGAGAGCGCUUUGAGAAGACCUUCCAGCUGAAGGAGAAGGGCCUGGGCCCUGGUGAGCAGGCUUUGGGUCAGGCUGCCCUCAGCAGCCUCCUUGGUGGAAUUGGCUACUUCUACGGACAAGGACUGGUAUUGCCAGACAUGGGGGUGGAAGGGUCUGAGCAGAAGGUGGACCCAGCCCUCUUUCCACCCCUACCUCUUUUUACAGCAGUGCCUUCCCGGUCAUUCUUCCCACGAGGCUUCCUUUGGGAUGAGGGCUUUCACCAGCUGGUGGUUCAGCGGUGGGAUCCCUCCCUCACCCGGGAAGCCCUAGGCCACUGGCUGGGGCUGCUAAAUGCUGAUGGCUGGAUUGGGAGGGAGCAGAUACUGGGGGAUGAGGCUCGAGCCCGGGUACCUCCAGAAUUCCUAGUGCAACGAGCAGUCCAUGCCAACCCCCCAACCCUACUUUUGCCUGUAGCCCAUAUGCUAGAGGUUGGUGACCCUGACGACUUGGCCUUCCUCCGAAAGGCCUUCCCCCGCCUGCAUGCCUGGUUCUCCUGGCUCCAUCAGAGCCAGGCAGGCCCAGUUCCACUAUCUUACCGCUGGCGGGGACGGGACCCUGCCUUACCAACCUUACUGAACCCCAAGACCCUACCCUCUGGGCUGGAUGACUACCCCCGGGCUUCACACCCUUCAGUCACCGAACGGCACCUGGACCUACGAUGUUGGGUGGCACUGGGUGCCCGUGUGCUGACGCAGCUGGCAGAGUAUCUGGGUGAGGCUGAGGUAGCUGCUGAGCUGGGCUCACUGGCUGCCUCACUGGAGGCAGCAGAGAGCCUGGAUGAGCUGCACUGGGCCCCAGAGCUAGGAGUCUUUGCAGACUUUGGGAACCACACAAAAGCAGUACAGCUGAAGCCCAGGCCCCCUCAGGGGCUGGUUCGGGUGGUGGGCCGGCCCCAACCUCGACUGCAGUAUGUAGAUGCCCUUGGCUAUGUCAGUCUUUUUCCCUUGCUGCUGCGACUGCUGGACCCCAACUCAUCCCGCCUUGGGCCCCUGCUGGACAUUCUAGCUGACAGCCGCCAUCUCUGGAGCCCCUUUGGUUUACGCUCCCUUGCAGCCUCCAGCUCCUUUUAUGGCCAGCGCAAUUCAGAGCAUGAUCCCCCCUACUGGCGGGGUGCUGUGUGGCUCAAUGUCAACUACCUGGCUUUGGGAGCACUCCACCACUAUGGGCAUCUGGAGGGUCCUCACCAGGCUCGGGCUGCCAAACUCCACAGUGAGCUCCGUGCCAAUGUGGUAGGCAAUGUAUGGCGCCAGUACCAGGCUACAGGCUUUCUCUGGGAGCAGUAUAGUGACCGAGAUGGGCGAGGCAUGGGCUGCCGCCCUUUCCACGGCUGGACCAGCCUUGUCUUACUGGCCAUGGCUGAAGACUACUGAAGGGAGGGAGAGGAGGGGAGCCAGGCCACUCAUGCCAUUCUGGCUCUAGAGGGACAAAGGCUUCUGGCUUCUGCCCCCAGUCCCUUGGAUACCAGUAAUUCAAACCUUCCUCAUUUCAUCUCAGGUGUCUCCUUACUGUCAUCCCACAUAGCCCUGGGGUGAAUGUGAAUUCAGAGUCUAUUUUUCUAAAUAAAUUGGAAAAAACAUUUUGAAC
Mandrillus leucophaeus (drill) is the source of this 1777-nucleotide messenger RNA. It is a transcript of the gene MOGS, whose product is annotated as mannosyl-oligosaccharide glucosidase. Gene Ontology annotation, biological process: oligosaccharide metabolic process; protein N-linked glycosylation. Gene Ontology annotation, cellular component: endoplasmic reticulum membrane. The record is from RefSeq and is a predicted model, not a curated record. Gene Ontology annotation, molecular function: Glc3Man9GlcNAc2 oligosaccharide glucosidase activity. The transcript has a single exon. Lineage: Eukaryota; Metazoa; Chordata; Mammalia; Primates; Cercopithecidae. The annotation marks the transcript as partial.